CCGAGUCUGGCCGAGAAGAAACGAGUAGGACCGAGGCCCCGGGCUCCGCGGCCCUGAGCAGAAGCGGUAGGGUGCGCCCCACCCGGCGGCCAGGCGGAGCCAAAGAUGCCGGCCUCAGCUGCGCGGCCCCGCCCGGGGCCCGGGCCGCCUCCCGGUUCGCACUUCCCGCUGCUGCUGUUGGUGGUGCUGAGCGGCCCCGUGUCCGGUCGUGUUCCCCGUUCAGUGCCCAGGACCUCGCUUCCCAUCUCCGAGGCUGACUCGUAUCUCACCCGGUUCACCGUCCCUCAGACAUACAAUUACUCUGUUCUCCUUGUGGAUCCUGCUUUCCAUACACUUUAUGUUGGCGCCCGGGACACCAUCUUCGCUUUAUCUCUGCCUUUCUCAGGGGAGAGACCCCGCAGGAUUGACUGGAUGGUGCCUGAGGCCCACAGACAGAACUGUAGGAAGAAAGGCAAGAAGGAGGACGAAUGUCACAAUUUUGUCCAGAUUCUCGCCAUUGCCAAUGCCUCUCACCUCCUCACUUGUGGCACCUUCGCUUUUGAUCCGAAGUGCGGGGUUAUUGCCGUGUCCAGUUUCCAGCAGGUUGAAAGAAUUGAGAGUGGCCGGGGGAAAUGUCCUUUUGAGCCAGCUCAGCGGUCAGCAGCUGUAAUGGCUGGCGGGGUCCUCUAUGCUGCCACUGUGAAAAACUACCUGGGGACAGAGCCGAUUAUCUCCCGGGCGGUGGGUCGUGCUGAGGAUUGGAUCCGAACAGAGACCUUGCCAUCCUGGCUUAAUGCUCCAGCCUUUGUCGCAGCCGUGGCCUUGAGGCCAGCCGAGUGGGGAGAUGAAGACGGAGACGAUGAAAUCUACUUCUUCUUUACGGAGAUGUCCAGAGCAUUUGAUUCAUAUGAGCGCAUUCAGGUUCCUCGGGUGGCCCGUGUGUGUGCGGGGGACCUUGGGGGCCGGAAGACCCUCCAGCAGAGGUGGACGACCUUUCUGAAGGCUGACCUGCUGUGUCCAGGGCCUGAGCAUGGCCGGGCCUCCAGUGUCCUGCAGGACAUGGCCAUUCUUCGACUUGAGACUGGAGUGGGGACCCCCAUCUUUUAUGGCAUCUUUUCCUCCCAGUGGGAGGGUGCUGCCAUCUCUGCUGUCUGUGCCUUCCAACCACAAGACAUUCAGACAGUGCUGAAUGGUCCCUUCAGAGAGCUGAAACAUGACUGCAACAGGGGAUUGCCUGUCCUGGACAAUGACGUACCUCAGCCCAGACCUGGAGAGUGCAUCACCAAUAACAUGAAACUCCAGCAGUUUGGUUCAUCACUCUCCCUGCCUGACCGUGUGCUCACCUUCGUCCGGGACCACCCCCUCAUGGACGGGCCAGUGUUACCAGCUGAUGGCCACCCCCUACUGGUCACUACUGAUACAGUCUAUCUCAGAGUCGUGGCCCACAGGGUGGCCAGCCUCUCAGGGAAAGAGUAUGAUGUGCUCUACCUGGGGACAGAGGAUGGACACCUCCACCGAGCUGUGCGGAUUGGAGCGAAGCUCAGUGUCCUUGAGGAUCUGGCCUUGUUCCCAGGGCCACAGCCAAUUGAGAAUAUGAAAUUAUAUCAACGCUGGCUCCUGGUUGGCUCCCAAACUGAGGUGACGCAAGUGAACACAAUCAACUGUGGGCGUCUCCAGAGCUGCUCAGAGUGCAUCCUGGCCCAAGACCCUGCCUGUGCCUGGAGCUUCCGGCUAGAUGCAUGUGUGGCCCAUGCUGGGGAGCAUGGAGGGCUGGUCCAAGACAUAGAGUCAGCGGAUGUCUCCUCUUUAUGUCCUAAAGAGCCCGGAGAACACCCAGUAGUGUUUGAAGUUCCUGUGGCAACAGCUGCACAUGUGAUCUUGCCAUGUUCCCCAAGCUCAGCCUGGGCUUCCUGUGUGUGGCACCAACCCAGUGGAGUGACUGCUCUUACCUCUCGGCGGGAUGGUCUAGAGGUGGUGGUAACCCCAGGGGCCAUGGGCGCUUAUGCUUGCGAAUGUCAGGAGGGUGGGGCAGCCCGCGUGGUAGCUGCUUACAGUUUGGUAUGGGGCAGCCAGCAGGCCCCCUCAAGCCGGGCCCACACAGUGGGGGCUGGACUGGCUGGCUUCUUCCUGGGGGUUCUUGCAGCAUCCCUAACUCUUCUCCUGAUUGGUCGACGUCAGCAGCGGCGGCGACAGAGGGAACUUCUGGCUAGAGACAAGGUGGGCUUAGACCUGGGGGCACCACCAUCUGGGACCACAAGCUACAGCCAGGACCCUCCCUCUCCUUCUCCUGAAGAUGAGCGGCUGCCCCUGGCUCUCGGCAAGAGGGGCAGUGGCUUUGGUGGCUUCCCUCCACCCUUCCUGCUUGAUCCUUGCCCGAGCCCAGCCCACAUUCGGUUAACUGGGGCCCCUCUGGCCACAUGUGAUGAAACAUCCAUCUAGGGCUAGGCAAAUGACCACUAGAGCAUGAGUGACCUUUGGAAUGGAUCGACCAUUGAGAUGUUGGGGUCACAGGGCCUGGAAGACUGUCAUGGCUUCUGCAUUCUCUUUGGCCUUUGAGUGUCUGCCCUCUCUGGGCUGGAUGGGUUCUGGGCCAGGCCUUUGUCUGAGUCCUUAUUCCUGAUUCCCAUGAGAGAUCAUAACUUGUCUCUGCGGUGAAUCAGGACUUUCUCCACACUUGUUCUCUGAACCCCUGUGACCCCUGCAGUUUGGACCUGCUAUUUGGGCCUGUGAAUUUGGGGGGGGGCAUAGGACAUAACUAUGACUUUGCCUUCUAGUUGGACCCUUGCCAGAAGGAGGAACUGUGGAGAAGGUUGGGGCUAAUGUGCACUGAGUCCUUGGGGUGGUUUUGCUGAUUCUCCCAGUUAGUCUAAUUGUCUGUGGGGAGUGCAUGAACCCCAUGCUACAACAUGGAAACUCUGCCUUGAAAUUUCCCUCCAUCCCAGUUUUCCUUCUCCCAUGAAAGAACAUGUGUAUAUAUGAGUGUUCAUA
Molossus molossus (Pallas's mastiff bat) is the source of this 2967-nucleotide messenger RNA. It is a transcript of the gene SEMA4F, whose product is annotated as ssemaphorin 4F. Gene Ontology annotation, molecular function: chemorepellent activity; semaphorin receptor binding. The record is from RefSeq and is a predicted model, not a curated record. Gene Ontology annotation, biological process: negative chemotaxis; positive regulation of cell migration; neural crest cell migration. The transcript is spliced from 14 exons. NCBI's taxonomy places the organism in Eukaryota, Metazoa, Chordata, Mammalia, Chiroptera, Molossidae. The coding region runs from base 106 to 2418 and encodes 770 amino acids.